AUGCCGCCGCAGAUGAAGAUCGUUGUGAAGGUGCCAAUGCACUGUGACAAAUGCAGAAGAAAGGCCAUGAAGAUUGCAGCUCGUGCACAGGGUGCUAGUAAAGUGUCGAUAGAAGGAGCAAACAAAGAUCUUGUGGAGGUGAUCGGGGAUGAUGUAGACUCGGUUUGCUUGACAAGGUCAUUGAGGAAAAAGUUCGGCUGUUCCUGCGACCUAGUCAAAGUUGAAGAAGUGAAGCCGGCAGUUAAAACUGUGGAAAAGCCAACUCCAGCUCCUUCAGCUCCUUCAGCUCCUUCAGCAAGCUGUGCUCAAAACUGUUGCACUCCCCAGUUUCGUCCAAUGUACUGUGAACUGAUGCAUGGAUCUAAAGUUCAUAAGAAAUAUUUUUAUAUCAAUUGCUUCUCUCUUUGA
This is a messenger RNA of Malus domestica (apple), 408 nucleotides long. The record is from RefSeq and is a predicted model, not a curated record. NCBI's taxonomy places the organism in Eukaryota, Viridiplantae, Streptophyta, Magnoliopsida, Rosales, Rosaceae.